Molecule: messenger RNA, 1722 nt
Organism: Cantharellus anzutake
Lineage: Eukaryota; Fungi; Basidiomycota; Agaricomycetes; Cantharellales; Hydnaceae
Exons: 5
Coding region: 336-1649 (437 amino acids)
Biological process (GO): regulation of DNA-templated transcription
Molecular function (GO): zinc ion binding; DNA-binding transcription factor activity, RNA polymerase II-specific
Source: RefSeq, a predicted model, not a curated record
GGGUGCCCGCAGCACCGCUCCUCAAUCCUGCAGAUUCCCCAAGGUUUGCUGUGUGAGUGGGUUUGAUGGCCUCCAGCUGGCAGCUUGCACCGCCACUUCCGGUAGGCACAUGGGAGGCUUGGAUACCGUUCACCAUGGAUCUCCUUGCCUUUGGUCAUUUGUUUAAGCAGUUUCUGUUGCUCUCGAAUUAUCUUCGAACUCAUUGAGCUUCUGAUUGUCCUAAAAACGAGGUGGGAAUGCGGUCACGCCGACUUAUGCAGUGCGAUGCAUUUGUACAUUUGUGGGAUGAAUUCAAGUAGAAUUUCAUUUUCAUGGUCGCCACUCGAGCUCUUUAAAUGCAGUCGGUCUACAAAUACAAGUGUCUAACCCUCUUCCGAGGGGUCUUCGACAUGGACCGCUCCCUUUUGCGCUCUCAGGUGCCACGCAAACACUCUCCGCUCAACCCCCAUUUCAAUAAUUCGACGUCAAACAGGGACACUGGUUGUCUCACAUGUCGGUUGAGACGUAAGAAAUGCAAACCGGGACGCGCUCCCGAUGGCGCAUGUGAGGUUUGCACUCGAUUGGCGAUAGAAUGCAUGGGGUACGCCCGAAAGCGGCCGCAAUGGAUGCAGAAUGAAGUACUCACUAAAGACUGCAAAUUGAGUAUAAAAAGGUGGAUACGUGAUCGCAGUUGUGGACGGACACAAGGAACGCUUCGUCUCGCUUCGUUUUACGGUAAAGAGCGCCCCGUAUUACCUACACACGAGCUGACCCCCCCAUACUCGUCACUGAGGGUUGAGCAGUCUCCUACCCAUUCUACCUCGUCUGCUUCCACUUCAACCACCGCAUCGCAAUGUCCCUCCAAUCCUACUGGCGAUAUCAAACACGCUUCUCCAGGCGGGAACGUGGUGCCAGACCUUAUCCCCCCCAUCCUCUGCCGCCCCACCGGUCCCGCGACAUCUAUGGCACCCGCACCCCAGCAUCCAGUUGCCAAUUCAUCCAGUUUCGUUUUCUCCCCUACGACUUCACAAUUACUUGACAUGACCGCACGCAGCGCCAUUCCUUCGACUCUCCAUUUCCGCACAACUUGGGAGGAUGCUGGACCCGACGACGACUGGCGCGUGGAUAUUCCUAACAUCUCUUUGCGGCGUCCGAGCCCUACUGACUGGUUCACCCACCAUGUCUCUAAUGCGACGACUCUGUCGCUUGGCAGUGCCGCUGCCUCGCGUGAAGAACUUCCCGCUAGACGUCUCACUCAUGAGCUCUGCCCUCAGUCCGCUUCUCCGCAACAACUGCCCCGUGGUGCGAGCGUUCAUCAGUAUCGGCGUGUCAUGACACAAAAUGAGCCCGCCCAGCCCCCCUUCGAAUCAGACUCGUUUCCCGCCCCUGCGUCAAGCCACCCGUCUGGGCACAUUGUGGCAACCGCGCCAAACGCCCCCAUGGGUGACGUUCCGUCACCAUUCUCUUCUAGCCGUAUACGCUGCGCCCCACCUCCGCCAACCCUCUCAGCCGUCCAAGCAUUCCCUUCCUCCUUUACCACCUCGCUACCCACGCAUGGAGGUUUGACACGGUAUCACCCUCGCUCAGCACAUCAUCGAGACCCUAAUGACCCUAAUGACUACGAAUCAGAGAGUACGUAUUUCGUGCCUUAUUCCGCCAAUAGGUUCUAAGUCUCAACGUUCGAGAUGAUCGUGAUUAAUCUAUGUCCAAAGACUCCAUAUACUUCUCCUCACUCUGUAAGGC